AUGAGCUCGCAACCUCGCCGCAGUCCCGCUAGUGCUGCCGUGGAUGCCCCCGAGAGGUCGCCACUCCUCCCUCCUGGCAGCUUCUCGCUCAACUACAACUCCGACUCGGCCGUCUACGACCGCAAGACCGAAGAGAACGACAGCGACUCGCGUCGCUACUUUCACCCUACCAAUACUACCACCACCAACAACAACGGCAGCAGCAGCAGUAAUAGCAGUCACAGCAGCUCCAGUCACACCAGCAGUCCCGGCAAUGGAAAAAACCUCAGCGAAGAGCUCCUGGACUUUAGUGACUUGGAUCGCCAAUUGCUCUCGCCCACGAGUUACCGGCAGCAAAACACGGACGCCGCGUUCCGCCCGAUCCCACGCACGAGUUGGCGUGGCUUUGGCAUUCCCCGCAGGUUGAAACGAGGAGCUCCGAAGCCGCUGCCUGCCCCUGGUACUGUGAGUCACACGACGAGACGGUCCCGUAUGAGGACGAUUAACAAGCAGCUACGAGCUCCUCCAAGUGGGCCCAAGCUGCGCGUGUCUGCGUACUGUACGUGCGACCAGUUGCAGCUGUUUAAGCUGCUCAAGUGGCUCGAGCGAGUCGAGACGGGGCAAUUACCGGGCGGAGAACUACAUCCGGAUGGAUGGACCCACGAGAUGUACAUGGGUGCAAUCCACUCGAGCUGCACGCCAGCACCAGAUCUUGUACCCUAUCAGCAGAAGGAUGCCUUCUACUUUGCCACGGGAUGCGCAGUCUUCUGGGGCUUGACAAGAGCAGAAGAACAGGCGCAUCUAGUGGCGCUUGGAGCGUUCUCGGUGGGACCAGUAAAACAAGUCGAGGUGGAGGACAUGGACUACAUGUACGGCGAUGCAAGCAUCAUUUGCAAUGACGCGAUUACGCUGAGCAGUAACCGCGCAUCGGAGAAGCUGGCAGUGUCGUUUGCAAUGGCACAGUCAUCAAAGCUGGACGUUUUCGAAGAGCGCGUGGAGGAAACGAUUCGCGAGACGAAACACGUGCCUCAGAAUCUCGCGACUACUGGAUCCAUCCAGUAUUCUCAGGGCGACAUCUCAAAACUCAUCGGGCGGUUAUUCAUCGAGCGGAGCGAUGUAAAUCUAAACUCCGAUAUGCUGGAUGAGCCGGACUUUUUCUGGGAAGACGAUGAGUACGAACCAUUGUACAAGAAAGUGAUGAAGUAUCUGAGCGUGGACAACCGUGUCCAGAUCCUUAACACACGUUUGGACAUCCUUCGUGAACUACUCGACGUGCUAAGCCAGCAGCUUGCACACCAACACGACACAAAGUUGGAAAUGAUCGUAAUCUGGCUCAUUGUCGCAGAAGUCGCCGUCCAAGUCGUGUGGAAUAUUCUCAUCAAGGACAUCCUCGGUUUCUUUCCGCACUCCGACGCGGACUAG
This is a messenger RNA of Peronospora matthiolae, 1401 nucleotides long. The record is from the annotation of a GenBank genome assembly. NCBI's taxonomy places the organism in Eukaryota, Oomycota, Peronosporomycetes, Peronosporales, Peronosporaceae.